UCAAGCGAUUUCAAUGUCUUAGCAUAUAAAAAUUCUAAAAGAAGAAUUAAUAAUGUUCAACCUGGACAAUCGCCUAACCGACACACAUCUCGAAAAUUAUUAAGAGCUAUACCAAAACAAAUCACAUAUAUGCUCGAAGCUGACAUAUUAUGGAGAAUGGGCAUUACUGGAAAAGAUAUAAAAGUAGCGAUAUUUGACACUGGACUUGCCGCUAGUCAUCCACAUUUUAGGAAUAUUAAAGAAAGGAUAAAUUGGACAAAUGAAAAUACUCGAGAAGAUGGCCUAGGUCAUGGGACAUUCGUAGCCGGUGUUAUCGCGUCAUCCUCUAGAGAUUGUUUUGGAUUUGCUCCAGAUGCAGAUCUUUAUAUUUUCCGUGUUUUUACAAACGCUCAGGUAUCUUAUACUUCAUGGUUCUUGGAUGCAUUUAAUCAUGCCAUAUUUCGGAAGGUAACUGUAUUAAAUCUCAGCAUUGGUGGUCCAGAUUUUAUGGACCAACCAUUUGUUGAUAAAGUAUGGGAGGUUACAGCUAAUGGUAUCAUUAUGGUGUCGGCAAUUGGCAAUGAUGGACCUUUAUAUGGCACUUUAAAUAAUCCUGCCGAUCAAAUGGAUGUGAUUGGUGUAGGAGGCAUUAAUUGGGAUGAUCAAAUAGCAAGGUUUUCAUCGCGCGGUAUGACUACGUGGGAAUUACCUUAUGGAUACGGUAGAGUCAAACCUGACCUAGUUAUAUAUGGAUCGGGAGUAAGAGGGUCCGCUUUACAGAAUGGAUGUAGAAGUCUUUCCGGUACCUCUGUUUCUAGUCCCGUUGUUACCGGCGCGAUUGCGUUAUUAGCUAGCGCAUUUGUAGAAACAAAUAAAUCUAAAAUUAAUAAAGAAAAGGUUACACCAGCGAGUAUGAAACAAGCGUUAAUAAAUUCAGCUCGUCGCUUACCUGGAAUUGGUAUGUUCGAGCAAGGUGCGGGAAAAUUAGAUCUCUUGCGAGCAUUUUAUUUUUUACAAUCAUAUACCCCUGUCGUUACACUUCAUCCAAGUUACAUAGAUUUGACGGAAUGUCAAUAUAUGUGGCCGUACUGUACUCAAGCUAUAUAUCAUACUGGUAUGCCCGUAAUAGUCAAUGUAACUAUAAUAAAUGGUCUGGGGGUGGCUGGGAAUGUAGUGAAUCUUACCUGGCAUCCGUAUACCGGUAAUGGCAAUGGUGAACAUAUUGAUGUGGCGUUAACGUACAGCGAUGUCCUGUGGCCAUGGUCUGGCUGGUUAGCAGUUGCUAUAACGGUUCCAUUGAUGUCUCACGACUGGCAAGGGAUCACACAAGGCCAUAUCUCUCUCACUGUUGAGAGUGAUGGCGCAGGUAAGCCACGCCAAUCAACAGUAACGCUUCCAUUGCAGGCAAAAGUUAUACCCACACCUCCCAGACAUAAACGUAUUUUAUGGGAUCAGUAUCAUAACUUGCGAUAUCCACCCGGAUAUUUUCCUAGAGAUGAUUUGCGCGUAAAAAAUGACCCUCUUGACUGGAAUGGAGAUCAUAUACAUACUAACUUUAAAGACAUGUAUCAACAUUUACGUAAUGCCGGGUAUUAUCUUGAAGUGCUUGGCUAUCCGUUCACCUGUUUUGAUGCAAGAAAUUAUGGGACUCUGCUUAUCGUAGAUACAGAGGAAGAAUUUUUUCCUGAAGAAGUGGCAAAGCUAAAACGGGAUGUGAAAGAAGAUGGUUUAUCAGUAAUUGUAUUUGCAGACUGGUACAAUAUAGCAGUUAUGCGAAAAAUCAAGUUUUAUGACGAGAAUACUCGUCGAUGGUGGAUACCGGAAACGGGAGGUGCCAAUAUUCCAGCCAUAAACGAUUUGCUUUAUCCCAAUUGGGGUGUGGCAUUUGGCGACGAAGUACGAAAUGGUCAAUUCACUCUUGGCCAGCACGCGCCAGUCACAUUCGCAUCCGGGACUACGUUAAUUAGAUUUCCAAAGGAUGGGAUUGUUCUAUAUGCGGACUUAUACGAUCAGGGCCAAGAGCUACUGGAAAAAGAAUCGGGAACAUCUGCAUUCGUACCGAUACUUGGACUUUUACAAGUGACUAAUGAAAAAGAUGUUGAAAUGGCACGUAAUGAUAAAAUUAAUGACGAAUUGCAGGUAGAUCAAAAUAGUGAAAAAAAUGUCAAAGAACAGACAAGUAUGUCUGGCAGACUCGUUGUUUAUGGAGAUUCAAAUUGUAUUGAUGACAGCCAUUUACAGAAAUCUUGUUUUUGGAUGCUUGAUGCUAUCUUGGAAUACACAACAACAGGAUAUGUACCUACCGUUUUUAUGAACGAAAAUCAAAGAAAACACAAGACUGUUAAGACGACGAGUAAUAUAGCGAUUGGAAAAUUACCGCAUCGAAUGAAAGAAAAUCAUUUCAGUCGUCAUAGUAAAGUAAUAGCUAAUGAACCUGCAGGCAGCUUUAAAUCUCUUCCAUUAUGUAUAACCCCUAUCUAUGCUGUGCCCGUACCAGUCAAUGAUUCUGUGCCAAUAGAACUUUACAAGCCUCAGAAGCUGCUCCCUGUAGCAGAUACCAUGAGCGCAGUGAAUUCAGUAUUGCAGGAUACAGACACUAUGUGGCUUAAGAGACGAGUCGGUGGUGCUGGUAUCCCUACGUUACAACAUCUCGACACUGACAUUAUAGCUUACGACAUGAAUGAAAAUCAGGAAGACAAACAAGCGAUUGUUUACCAAUGGAGUUACAUAAUAGGAAUAAUUAUUAUAGUGAUAGUAGUCUUAUAUCUGUGUAAUCAUUUGGGAUUGAACAGACAUUCGCGCAGGAAACGCACUAUACUCAGAAUAUUUAGAGCUAUUCGAGCCUUGUUUGUACGUAGGAUACCUGCGCAAAUGUAAUUUGAUAAUUUCGUAAGACCGAUUACUAUACAUUGUACACACAAUAUACUUUUUUUAAACAAUUUUAGGCGAAACAUGUAUUUAAAUCAAAGAAAUUUAUAUGCAAAUUAGAUUAUAUUAUGUGCCUUUAAAAGAUACAAUAUGCAUAUAUGAAUUUGUAGAAUACAUAAAUUAUUUUGAUAUUAAAAUUAUAGGUGAUUUA
This is a messenger RNA of Monomorium pharaonis (pharaoh ant), 3058 nucleotides long. RefSeq names its product membrane-bound transcription factor site-1 protease (gene S1P). The transcript has 12 exons. Gene Ontology annotation, cellular component: Golgi apparatus. Gene Ontology annotation, biological process: proteolysis. Lineage: Eukaryota; Metazoa; Arthropoda; Insecta; Hymenoptera; Formicidae. The record is from RefSeq and is a predicted model, not a curated record. Gene Ontology annotation, molecular function: serine-type endopeptidase activity. The annotation marks the transcript as partial.